GCUCUACACAAGCUGGCCAAUCAGUACCUGAAGAGGGAAUGGCCAGCCAGCCUACCAGAGGAGCCCACAGACCACAGGUAAGACCUCUCGGCAAAGAGUGGCAUCAUCAGAAAUCUCAUCGUCACUGUGGAAUCAUCAGAAAUCUUAUUGUCAAUUAUUGUCACUCUCUCCCCCUCAAGUGAAAUGGACAAAAAUGUGUUAUUUCUCCAUAAUUAUGCUUACCAGUAUGUAUACAGUUAUGCACAAGUGUAACAUGUAAACAACAAGGUAGAACAUGUCAAAUGUAUUUGUCUCCAUAACAGUUUAACGUUUGUCCCUGUGUGUGUGUGUGCGCGCGUGCGCGCCUGUGUGCACGUGUGCGUGUCGUCACAGGAACAUGUACACGGUUUGGAAGGCCUACCUGGAGGGCACGGUGCAGCUGACCCAGUCCAGGAUCACGGCCUGUGAGAACUACAGGAACCAGGUGUCGGACCCGGCCAAGACUGCCAGGCUGCAGAAGGAGCAGCAGCUCAGGAAGGUAUGGAGGCCAAACCACCACAACACGGCUUAGUUUUGCAUAGUUUGCAGACUCUCUCCUCUCCCAUGUCUUACAUUGGAUGCAUGUCUCCAUUUAUACAGUUGGUGAGUUGAAACCACUGAAACAAUUCAGGAUAUGUGUUUUUUUCUGCCUUCUAAGGGGAGCUACGCUGUUCUUUGGAUACCAACCAGUGUAUUUACAGUGCCUUCAGAAAGUAUUCACACCCCUGGACUUUUUCCACAUUUUGUUGUGUUACAGCCUGAAUUAAACAUUUUAUUAAAUGUAGAUUUUUUUGGUCACUGGCCUACACACAAUACCCCAUAAUGUCAAUGUGGAAUUAUGUUUUUCGAAAUGUUUACAAAUUAAUUAAAAAUGAAAAGCUGAAAUGUGUUGAGUCAAUAAGUAUUCAACCCCUUUGUUAUGGCAUGCUUAAAUAAAUUCAGGAGUAAAAAUGUGCUUAACAAGUCACAUAAUAAGUUGCAUGGACUCACUCUGUGUGCAAUAAUAGUGUUUAACAUUAUUUUUGAAUGACUACCUCAUCUCUGUACCACACACAUCUGUAAGGUCCCUCAGUCGAGCAGCGAAUUUCAAACACAGAUUCAACCACAAAGACCAGGGAGGUAUUCAAAUGCCUCGCAAAGAAGGGCACCUAUUGGUAGAUGCGUUAAAAUAUAUAUAUAUAUAUAUAUAUAUAUACAGUGGGGGAAAAAGUAUUUAGUCAGCCACCAAUUGUGCAAGUUCUCCCACUUAAAAAGAUGAGAGAGGCCUGUAAUUUUCAUCAUAGGUACACGUCAACUAUGACAGACAAAUUGAGAGAAAGAAUUCCAGAAAAUCACAUUGUAGGAUUUUUUUAUGAAUUUAUUUGCAAAUUAUGGUGGAAAAUAAGUAUUUGGUCACCUACAAACAAGCAAGAUUUCUGGCUCUCACAGACCUGUAACUUCUUCUUUAAGAGGCUCCUCUGUCCUCCACUCGUUACCUGUAUUAAUGGCACCUGUUUGAACUUGUUAUCAGUAUAAAAGACACCUGUCCACAACCUCAAACAGUCACACUCCAAACUCCAUUAUGGCCAAGACCAAAGAGCUAUCAAAGGACACCAGAAACAAAAUUGUAGACCUGCACCAGGCUGGGAAGACUGAAUCUGCAAUAGGUAAGCAGCUUGGUUUGAAGAAAUCAACUGUGGGAGCAAUUAUUAGGAAAUGGAAGACAUACAAGACCACUGAUAAUCUCCCUCGUUCUGGGGCUCCACGCAAGAUCUCACCCCGUGGGGUCAAAAUGAUCACAAGAACGGUGAGCAAAAAUCCCAGAACCACACGGGGGGACCUAGUGAAUGACCUGCAGAGAGCUGGGACCAAAGUAACAAAGCCUACCAUCAGUAACACACUACGCCGCCAGGGACUCAAAUCCUGCAGUGCAAGACGUGUCCCCCUGCUUAAGCCAGUACAUGUCCAGGCCCGUCUGAAGUUUGCUAGAGUGCAUUUGGAUGAUCCAGAAGAGGAUUGGGAGAAUGUCAUAUGGUCAGAUGAAACCAAAAUAGAACUUUUUGGUAAAAACUCAACUCGUCGUGUUUGGAGGACAAAGAAUGCUGAGUUGCAUCCAAAGAACACCAUACCUACUGUGAAGCAUGGGGGUGGAAACAUCAUGCUUUGGGGCUGUUUUUCUGCAAAGGGACCAGGACGACUGAUCCGUGUAAAGGAAAGAAUGAAUGGGGCCAUGUAUCGUGAGAUGUUGAGUGAAAACCUCCUUCCAUCAGCAAGGGCAUUGAAGAUGAAACGUGGCUGGGUCUUUCAGCAUGACAAUGAUCAUAAACACACCGCCCGGGCAACGAAGGAGUGGCUUCGUAAGAAGCAUUUCAAGGUCCUGGAGUGGCCUAGCCAGUCUCCAGAUCUCAAACCCAUAGAAAAUCUUUGGAGGGAGUUGAAAGUCCGUGUUGCCCAGCGACAGCCCCAAAACAUCACUGCUCUAGAGGAGAUCUGCAUGGAGGAAUGGGCCAAAAUACCAGCAACAGUGUGUGAAAACCUUGUGAAGACUUACAGAAAACGUUUGACCUGUGUCAUUGCCAACAAAGGGUAUUUAACAACGUAUUGAGAAACUUUUGAUAUUGACCAAAUACUUAUUUUCCACCAUAAUUUGCAAAUAAAUUCAUUAAAAAUCCUACAAUGUGAUUUUCUGGAUUUUUUUUUUCUUCUCAUUCUGUCUGUCAUAGUUGACGUGUACCUAUGAUGAAAAUUACAGGCCUCUCUCAUCUUUUUAAGUGGGAGAAGUUGCACAAUUGGUGGCUGACUAAAUACUUUUUUUCCGCACUGUAUAUCCCUUUGAGCAUGGGGAAGUUAUUAAUUACACUUUGGAUGGUGUAUCAAUACACCCAGUCACUACAAAGGUACAGGCGUCCCUCCUAACACAGUUGCCGGAGAGGAAGGAAACCACUCAAGGAUUUCACGAGGCCAACUUUAAAACAGUUACAGAGUUUAAUGGCUGUGAUGGGAGAAAACUGAGGAUGGAUCAACAUUGUAGUUACUCCACAAUACUAACCAAAUUGACAGAGUGAAAAGAAGUCUGUACAGAAUAUAAAUAUUCCAAAACAUGCAUCCUGUUUUCAACAAAGCACUAAAGUAAUACUGCAAAAAAUGUGGCAAAGCAAUUAACACUUUGUAUUUAGGACUUAAAGUUAUGUUUGGGGCAAAUCCAAUACAACACAUUACUGAGUACCACUCUCCAUAUUUUCAAGCGUAGUGGUGGCUGCAUCAUGCUAUGGGUAUGCUUGUAAUCAUUAAGGACUGGGGAGUUUUUCAGGAUAAAAAAGAAAUGGAAUGGAGCUCAGCACAGGCAAAAUCCUAGAGAGAACCUGGUUCAGACUGCUUUCCACCAGACACUGGGAGAUGAAUUCACUUUUCAGCAGGACAAAAACCUAAAACACAAGGCCAAAUCUACAGUACAGUUGCUUACCAAGAAGUCAGUGAAUGUUCCUGAGUGGCCGAGUUACAGUGCAUUCGGAAAGUAUUCAGACCCCUUUACUUUUUCCACAUUUUGUUACGUUACAGCCUUAUUCUAAAAUGAAUUUAAAACUUCCCUUAUCAAUCUACACACAAUACCCCAUAAUGACAAAGCAAAACAGGUUUUUAGACAUUUUAGAAAAUGUAUUUAAAAUAAAAGAAAUUAUAUCACAUUUACAUAAGUAUUCAGACCCUUUACUCAGUACUUUGUUGAAGCACCUUUGGCAGCGAUUACAGCCUCGAGUCUUCUUGGGUAUGAUGCUACAAGCUUGGCACACCUGUAUUUGGGGAGUUUCUCUCAUUAUUUUCUGCAGAUCCUCUCAAGCUCUGUCAGGUUGGAUGGGGAGCGUCACUGUACAGCUAUGGUCUAUCUAGAGAUGUUCGAUCUGGUUCAAGUCUGGGCUCUUGCUGGGCCAUUCAAGGACAUUCAGAGACUUGUCCCGAAGCCACUCCUGCGUUGUCUUGGCUGUGUGCUUAGGGUUGUUGUCCUGUUGGAAGGUGAACCUUCGCCCCAGUCUGAGGUCCUGAGUGCUCUGGAGCAGGUUUUCAUAUAGGAUCUCUCUAUUUUUCUCCGUUCAUCUUUCCCUCGAUCCUGACUAGUCUCCCAGUCCCUGCCGCUGAAAAACAACCCCACAGCAUGAUGGUGCCACCACCAUGCUUCACUGUAGGAAUGAUACCAGGUUUCCUCCAGAAGUGACGCUUGGCAUUCAGGCCAAAGAGUUCAAUCUUGGUUUCAUCAGACCAGAGAAUCUUGUUUCUCAUGGUCUGAGAGUCAUUUAGGUGCCUUUUGGCAAACUCAAACCGGGCUGUCGUGUGCCUUUUACUGAGGAGUGGCUUCCGUCUGGCCACUCAACCAUAAAUACUUGAUUGGUGGAGUGCUGCAGAGAUGGUUGUCCUUCUGGAAGGUUCCCCCAUCUCCACAGAGGAACUCUGGAGCUCUGUCAGUGUGACCAUCGGGUUCUUGGUCACCUCCCUAACCAAGGCCCUUCUCCCCCAAUUGCUCAGUUUGGCUUGGCGGCCAGCUCUAGGUAGAGUAUUGUUGGUUCCAAACUUCCAUUUAAGAAUGAUGGAGGCCUCUUUUCUUGUGGACCUUCAAUGCUGCAGAAAUGUGUUUGUACCCUUCCCCAGAUCUGUGCCUCGACACAAUCCUGUCUCAGAGCUCAACGGACAAUUCCUUCGACCUCAUGGCUUGGUUUUUGCUCUGACAUGCACUGUCAACUGUGGGACCUUAUAUAGACAGGUGUGUGCCUUUCCAAAUCAUGUCCAAUCCAAUUGAAUUUAUCACAGGAGAACUCCAAUCAAGUUGUAGAAACAUCUCAAGGAUGAUCAAUGGAAACAGGAUGCACCUGAGCUUAAUUUCAUCUCAUAGAAAAGGGUCUGAAUACCUAUGUAAAUAAGGUAUUUCUGUUUUAAUUUUUAAUAAAUGUGCAAAGUUUCUAAAAACCUAUUUUCUCUUUGUCAUUAUGGGGUAUUGAUGAGGAAGAAUAAUAAUUUUAUCAAUUUUAGAGUACGGUUGUAAUGUAACAAUGUGGAGAAGGGGUCUUUCCGAAUGCACUGUACACUUUUGACUUAAAUCUACUUGAAGAUCUAUGGCAAUACAUGCAAAUGGUGGUCUAGCAAUGAUCAACAACCAAUUUGACAGAGCUUGACGAAUUUUGAAAAUAGUAAUGGGCAAUUGUUGCACAACCCAGGUGUGGAAAGAGUCGAGCAUGGCGUUUGCAACAUCAGGGUUGUGGGUUCGAUUCCCACGGGGGGCCAGUAUGAAAAUGUAUGCACUAACUGUAAGUCGCUCUGGAUAAGAGCGUCUGCUGAAUGACUAAAAUGUAAAUGGAAAGCUCUUAUAGACUUACCCAGAAAGACUCACAGGUGUAAUCUCUACUAAAGGUGCUUCUACAAAGUAUUGACUCGGGUGUGAAUACUUAUGUAAAUGAGAUACUGUAUUUCAUUUUCAAUACAUUUGCAAACAUUUCUAAAAACAUGUUUUCACUUCGACAUUAUAGGGUAGUGUGUGUGUGUGUGUGGAUGGAUGGGAGAGAAAAAAUAAUAUUUUAACCCAUUUUGAAUUCAGGCUGUAACACAACAAAUCUGGAAUAAGUCAAGGGGUAUGAAUAGUUUCUGUACACAGCCUAUCGAAAGAUUUUGCAAUGGAUUAUUGUGUUCUCAUUGGACAGGUUCAGGUAGUAUCCUCCCCCUUUACUCCAUUCAGAGACGUUUUCGCCCGACUGAAUAUGCCCGUGCUUCCCUAAUUUUUAUUUUAUUUUAUAACUUUUUUUUUUCUCCUUUAUUUAACUAGGCAAGUCAGUUAAGAACAAAUUCUUAUUUGCAAUGACGGCCUACACCGGCCAAACUCGGACGACGCUGGGCCAAUUGUGCGCCGCCCUACGGGACUCCCAAUCAUGGCCGGUUGUGAUACAGCCUGGAGUCGAACCAGGAGGUCUGUAGUGACGCCUCAAGCACUGAGAUGCAGUGCCUUAGACCACUGCGCCACUCGGGAGCUACUUGGCCACAUUGCUUCCCUACCUAUUGGUCAGGCUUUGAACAACACUUGGUCUCUAGUUACCUCGGUCCAGUCUCCACAUUCCACUGGCUACCAUCAACGAGCACCCUCUUGUUCACCCUGACUAACAUAAUAAGAAUAUUAUGUUAGCUCUUAGUACGUCUUAGAAUGGGUUACCAAUAGACAGGCAUGCAUUUCCAGGCAUGUUAACUGUAUUGGCAAUGCAUCUGAAUAUAGCCGAGUAUUAGGGAUAUGCAUCUCCCUUUCAAGACGAUUCGAUUCAUAUCUAGAUACAUGGGCUCCGAUAUGAUACAGGAACGAUACGUUUUAGUUUGAAACGAUUCAGUGCAAUUCGGUUUGAUUAGAGAACAAAUCGAUUUGAUGCAUUAACAUUUGUUGCAUAAACACAUUCAUUUUCCAUUCUAAAUUAAAAUCUGCUGCUUAUGGAGCUAAUGAGCUGGGCCUCUGAGCUGGAUCUGUCUGAGAUUACUUCUGUAUGUGUUAGGGAGUAAUAUUUUCCCGAGAAUCUACCAAGUUUCAAUACCAGGAAUAAUUCAUAUUUACCUUAGUCCCAGGAAAUACCGUAAAAAUCGGAAGUGCCCAUUUUAAAGCGUUUAAAACCAAGAUAUGGUCACAAUACCAGGGUUCUCCCAAAAUAAGACAGGUGCUGCGCCACAUUGUAAAGACUUUGUUGUGAAUUGCGAAACAGGCCCUUCAUAAAUUCUGAGUUUUAUGAUGUUGCUCAAUUAAUUCAGCGCAUUUCAGCAGUAGGCCUAGACUAUCUUGUCACAGUGCGCGCUCAGAAUAUUUCCUAUUUGGCUAAAUCGAGUUGAUGAUUUUAUGGAUAGCAAAUCAGCUCAUAAAUAAUUGGGAGAUGAAGAGAGGAAAUUGUUUUAAAUAUCAAGGUAUCUUAACGGGGACCAACUCUAUAAAAAACAAAAUAUAUCUAUUGUAAUACUGUUUCUUGAUCACAAAUUCUCUACCGAAGCUCUCAUAUGAGCAGCAAUACGAGACCGCGCAGAGAAGUGGGGGAAAUGUUAUAGCUGUAUUUUGACAUGCAUAGGCGAGACGUGCUUUGAUAAUGCAACCUAUGGAUUACAGAAUAAAGUUUGGAAUUAUGCGAGACAGGAGUCAGGAUUUUGGGUUUCAGUGGGAUUGGGACAACAGGAAAAUAGCCUAUAGGCUCUAUAUGAGGCCAUAUAAGGCUACUACGUGAGUCAAUAUAUUAAAUAAUACACUUGAUUUAGGCUACAUUGUUGCAUGCUAAAUGUUUCUGAUCAGUGAAAGAUGAGCAAACGAAGCCAGAGAUCAAUUAACCAAAUAUACAGACAGAUUCAGUGAAACAAAAUCACAUUGAUUAUCAGACAAGUCACAGGUUUUUGGUCAGGAGUAGGACAGGCUAAAGAGCAAAAUCCACUUGUAUAACAUGCUAGACAUUUUUUCUAAUCAGCUAAUAUAUGAGCAAACUAGAAUAAAAAUGAUCAUUAGUACUCACCUUAACUUAGCUAGCAUUUCCCUAGCCUAAUUACUAAAUAUCCAAACGGAGAUUCAGUGAAAACAAAAAUCUGACAUUGAUUGAUUUAUCUAGACGAGUACCCCCCACUCCUGUCUCAAAGUAGCACGAUGGCGCUGUUCCAAACAAAACGGUGCUGAAAUAAUAAUCUAGGUGACCACACAUGACUAUUGCUUUAAAGUAGUAUAACGGAUUGAUAUGACUUUGGGAGUUUCAGUACAAGCAAGAAUGUGAUACAUGCCUUCAAUUGCAUUAGCCGACUUUAUUCCAAUAUUUUCAUAAUUCAGCUGAUCAUAACUAAGGUGAGUUUUCCUCUUUCUGCGCUUUUUCUAGGCCCAAUGGCUGUUUCCUCGUCUCCUCACUCCGCUGCAUUGUUCUCAACACCAGUUUAAAUCAAUAUAGCCUACUGUUUUCAAAACAUUUGUAUUUUUUUCGGGUUCGGGCUCAUUUAAUUUCUGUGAUGUCGGACCAGGGCUCGGGCUUCAGCUCACCGGGCUUGGGUUCUGACGAGAACUCUACACUGCAUUCUAAAGGCUUCCAUGCGACAACUUGUUUGGAUAAUGUGGGGGGAAAAAACUACAUUUUUGCCAAUCUGCUGCUGCGCAUGUUGUGUAUUUUGUGGAAUUGCAGCAGUGCGAUAUUGGCGUAAAAUGUUGUAAUAUCCAGGGUCAUUUUUUAAAAAUCUGGAAAUGUGAAGUGUUCCUGGGAUCCCGGUUACCGGUGUUAAUCCCUAGUAUGUGUGCGUGUGUAAAUGAUGCAUGUCUGUGGCAUAUGUACUAUGUCGACAUGGCCAUACUCGUAAUCGUAUCCGUAAAUUGACAGUUGAUAAUUGGUUCGGAUGGUACUUGUGAUUGGAAAAAACUGAAGUGUUUUAAUAUGCCUAAAUAGAUGUCAAAAUACCUCCCUGCACAUUCUCACUGCAAAAAAAGGUGCAGAUGAGGAGCAGCGCACGGAGGGGUGGGGGUGUGUGUCCUCAGUUCGCAGCGGGCAGCCAAGUUUCCUGUAACUCAGUCAGAAUGCACAUCAGCGGUUCAUCUUUUUCCCUACCCUUGCCCUGCUUGUUAGAUAUUAUGCACAUUGAUAGCUUGAUAGCAAACGUCCUCGUAAUGUGAUUUAUCAUAGUAGCAGGCAGCAGCAAUCUAACUGAUCAAACCAAAAAACAUGCGAGGAAAACUGAUCGGGUGAAAUCAUGAAGCGAGUGGACGGAGAAAUACAGCUUCACUCUAUCCAAUCAGAGCAACAGGAUCAACGUACAGCCCGCCCUUCUCUUUACAGACAGACAGUUGAUUUAUUUAGACCACGUAGAACCUUGCACAUGACUGACUGACAAGAGAAAGUUGUGUACUGGCACACAAAAAGUACUUUUUUCCCUAUCACAGAUAAUAAUAAAAAAGAUACUUGAAGCAUAAUCGUAUCCAGAAAAUUGUCUAUCCGUUACGAUACUCGUUUUGUCCGACUACUGGAGGCACCUGAUCUGAGCCAUAAGGGAGACUAGGCAUCUACCACCCCACUACCACUAACAGAUUGGGGGGAGCAAUAUAUAUGCAUUUUUUUUGUCCCCCCACUUUGCUUCUGAAAUCACCAUCACCCACUAAUUAACUUGUCAUUUUUGCAGAUUAAGUAUUUGAGCUACUAAUGUAUCAAUAUUUAUUGUUUACAAAUUAGCUAUGACAUAGCCAAUGAAUAUAUACAGGGAGGGGAAAAAAGUAUUUGAUCCCCUGCUGAUUUUGUACGUUUGCCCACUGACAAAGAAAUGAUCAGUCUAUAAUUUUAACGGUAGGUUUAUUUGAACAGUGAGAGACAGAAUAACAACAAAAUAAUCCAGAAAAACGCAUGUCAAAAAAAUGAUUAUGUUAUAAAUUGAUUUGCAUUUUAAUGAGGGAAAUAAGUGUUUGACCCCCUCUCAAUCAGAAAGAUUUCUGGCUCCCAGGUGUCUUUUAUACAGGUAACGAGCUGAGAUAAGGAGCACACUCUUAAAGGGAGUGCUCCUAAUCUCAGUUUGUUACCUGUAUAAAAGACACCUGUCCACAGAAGCAAUCAAUCAAUCAGAUUCCAAACUCUCCACCAUGGCCAAGACCAAAGAGCUCUCCAAGGAUGUCAGGGACAAGAUUAUAGACCUACACAAGGCUGGAAUGGGCUACAAGACCAUCGCCAAGCAGCUUGGUGAGAAGGUGACAACAGUUGGUGCGAUUAUUCGCAAAUGGAAGAAACACAAAAUAACUGUAAAUCUCCCUCGGCCUGGGGCUCCAUGCAAGAUCUCACCUCGUGGAGUUGCAAUGAUCAUGAGAACGGUGAGGAAUCAGCCCAUAACUACACGGGAGGAUCUUGUCAAUGAUCUCAAGGCAGCUGGGACCAUAGUCACCAAGAAAACAAUUGGUAACACACUACGCCGUGAAGAACUGAAAUCCUGCAGCGCCCGCAAGGUCCCCCUGCUCAAGAAAGCACAUAUACAUGCCCGUCUGAAGUUUGCCAAUGAACAUCUGAAUGAUUCAGAGGAGAACUGGGUGAAAGUGUUGUGGUCAGAUGAGACCAAAAUGGAGCUCUUUGGCAUCAACUCAACUCGUCGUGUUUGGAGGAGGAGGAAUGCUGCCUAUGACCCCAAGAACACCAUCACCACCGUCAAACAUGGAGGGGGAAACAUUAUGCUUUGGGGGUGUUUUUCUGCUAAUGGGACAGGACAACUUCACCGCAUCAAAGGGACGAUGGACGGGGCCAUGUACCGUCAAAUCUUGGGUGAGAACCUCCUUCCCUCAGCCAGGGCAUUGAAAAUGGGUCGUGGAUGGGUAUUCCAGCAUGACAAUGACCCAAAACACACAGCCAAGGCAACAAAGGAGUGGCUCAAGAAGAAGCACAUUAAGGUCCUGGAGUGGCCUAGCCAGUCUCCAGACCUUAAUCCCAUAGAAAAUCUGUGGAGGGAGCUGAAGGUUCGAGUUGCCAAACGUCAGCCUCAACCUUAAUGACUUGGAGAAGAUCUGCAAAGAGGAGUGGGACAAAAUCCCUCCUGAGAUGUGUGCAAACCUGGUGGCCAACUACAAGAAACGUCUGACCUCUGUGAUUGCCAACAAGGGUUUUGCCACCAAGUACUAAGUCAUGUUUUGCAGAGGGGUCAAAUACUUAUUUCCCUCAUUAAAAUGCAAAUCAAUUUAUAACAUUUUUGACAUGUGUUUUUCUGGAUUUUUUGUUUGUUAUUCUGUCUCUCGCUGUUCAAAUAAACCUACCAUUAAAAUUAUAGACUGACCAUUUCUUUGUCAGUGGACAAACGUACAAAAUCAGCAGGGGAUCAAAUACUUUUUUCCCUCACUGUAUCACAAUUUUGGAUUUCACCUCCAUCUCAAAAUCAAAUGGUUUUGACCGUUUUGAAGUUUUUAGUGAGCUUCUUUUCUCCUCCUGCUUUGGCCAUGCAGUACGCCUCGCAAAGUGAUUUCUGUCCUCGUUAUGAAAUUAUGAACUUUACCCUGUAUAUCCAAAAAUUACUAUAUACACUGAUUCUUUAAAGCAAAACUAUUGCUGAUGGUGAACCUGAACAAUCAAAAUAAAAUUGUUUGUAAGUCUAGUUCAGCACGUAGCCUAUAGCCAGAUGAGUUGUCUCUGGUAGCUUACUUUUAUUCUGGUAAAGCACCAUUUUCAACAAUUCAUAGAUAACAAUAACCUAGCAAAUUACAUAGGUUGUCACUCAACUAAUAAGGCCUAAUAACGCUCAAGACAUUUUAGCAUUUGAAUAAUGAAGGUGCCGCAUACCUUAGGUGAAUCGUUACAUCCCUACCAAGUAUUUCUUACAUAUUUAAUAACUCUAUGUCAUCACUUGUUUGUCCAGUGUAUUGAUUAGCUGACAUGUACACUAAAUUACCAAAAGUAUGUGGAGACCUGCUCGUCGAACAUCUCAUUCCAAGAUCAUGGGCAAUAAUAUGGAGUUGGUCCCCCCUUUGCUGCUAUAACAGCCUCCACUCUUCUGGGAAGGCUUUCCACUAGAUGUUGGAACAUUGCUGCAGGGAUUCGCUUCCAUUCAGCCACAAGCAUUUGUGAGGUCGGGCACUGAUGUUUGGUGAUUAGGCCUGGCUCGCAGUCAGCGUUCCAAUUCAUCCCAAAGGUGUUCGAUGGGGUUGAGGUCAGGGCUGUGUGCAGACCAGUCAAGUUCUUCCACACCAAUCUCGACAAACCAUUUCUGUAUGGACCUCGCUUUGUGCAUUCCCCAAACUGUUUCCACGGAGUUGGAAGCACAGAAUCGUCUAGAAUGUAGCGUUAAGAUUUCCCUUUACUGGAACUAAGGGGCCUAGCCCGACCCCAGACCUUUAUUCCUCCUCCACCAAACUUUACAGUUGGCACUAUGCAUUCGAGCAGGUAGCGUUCUUCUGGCAUCCGACAAACCCAGAUUCGUCCGUCGAACUGCCAGAUGGUGAAGCGGGAUUCAUCACUCCAGAGAACGCAUUUCCACUGCUCCAGAGUCCAAUGGCUGCGAGCUUUACACCACUCCAGCUGACGCUUGGCAUUGCGCAUGGUGAUCUUAGGCUUUUGUGCGGCAGCUCAGCCAUGGAAACCCAUUUCAUGAAGCUCCCGACAAACAGUUAUUGUGCUGACGUUGCUUUCAGAGGCAGUUUGGAACUCAGUAGUGAGUGUUGCAACCGUGGACAGAUGAUUUUUGUACGCACUAUGUGCUUCAGCCCUUGGCGGUCUCGUUCUGUGAGCUGGUGUGGCCUACCACUUUGCGGCUGAGCCGUUGUUGCUCCUAUACGUUUCCACUUCACAGUAACCGCACUUACAGGGAAGAAUAAUAAAGGAAAAUAUCAAUAUAUUUUUAAAUAAAGUGGCAACCUAUGUUGAAAGUCACAUAGCUCUUCAGUAAGGCCAUUCUACUGACAAUGUUUGUCUGUGGAGAUUGUAUGGCUGUGUGUUCGAUUUUAUACACCUGUCAGCAAUGGGUGUGGCUGAAUUAGCAGAAUUUUAAGGGGUGUCCACAUACUUUAGUACAUAUAGUGUAUUUCACCACCAUAUAUUGAUAACUGUUUAGUGUAUAUACACAUACUGUACCACAUACUGAUAACCUCUGGUUGUUGUUUGUUUAGUGUAUUGACCAGCUGACGCUGGUGCAGGCGGAGCUGCAGGACUCUGUGAAGGAGCUGGCCAAGACCAGGAAGAAGUACCAGGAGACUGAGACCAUGGCCCAGACCGUCAGAGACAAGGCUGAGCAGGAUGCCAAGUAUGUACAGUACAUGCAGACACACACACACACUAUGUCCAAUCUAUAGCCUUGUGGAGAUCUGAGAGGAUCAGAUGGGUAAGAAAUCUGGUGACAAUUCCACCUAGCCUAUCAGAGGGCAAUGUGGAGCUAUUACCGUAAUGCUACAUAUCCAAUCCUCAGAUGUACAGGGGUGAAAAUGUAAGACUUUUGGUUGGAACCACUGGUCUUGUGGAACUCGGUUCACAUACAUGAUCCUUCUCUCCUUCUGUUCUGUCCAGGUCCAAACUGAGUCUGUUCCAGUCCAGGUCCAGUCUGCAGAGGGCCAGUGUAAAGGUGAGAGCAUUAAAUUAAUACAUUGGCCAUGACCACAAACUCAACUGCAUAGGGGAUUCUUUUUUUUUUAUGUUGUAGCAUCAACCUAUCAAACUAAUAUACUGACACAUGUGGAGUGUGUUUUUUAUUUUUUCACCAGCUGAAAGCCAAAAGGAGUGAGUGUAACUCCAAAGCCACCCACGCCAGGAAUGACUAUCUCCUCACGCUAGCCGCGGCUAACGCUCACCAGCAGCGUUACUACGACACGGACCUGAUCGACUGCAUCAAGGUGAGGCGUCAGCACACACACACACACACACACGUAUGGGGGCAUUCCAGGUCAUCUUUUUUUGCAGUCGUGCUGCAUAUCUCAGACGAUUGCUAUGUCAUAGUUAGCAUGGAACACAACCACUAAUGUACGAGUGAGUGAGAUGCUGGCUUAUUGCAGCUUUACUGAUCAAUUACAAGUUGUUAAGUUCCUAAGUUAUUUCCCUGUUGCCCUGUGCUCCUCAGGUUCUGGAUGGGGGCAUCUAUGAGCAGGUGAAAGACUACCUGGUCUCUCUGAGCCAGACGGAGUUGGAUGCCUACCAGGCUGUCCACGACACCUUCAAUGUCCUCCUGGAAAGCUCCAACGGGGUGAGGGCAUGGAAACUAGCCCACAUAUUAGCUUUCAUUGAACUAGCCUGCUACCAGAUCUGUUUGUGCCGUCUUGCCGACUCCUAAGGUCCUCAUGAGGAGAAUGCGCAGAAAUUGGUGUAACAGAGCUGGUUCAGUCACGUUUCCACAAGCUAAUGCCUAGGCUUUAGCUCAGAUGGCUAACAGUCUUGUGGCGUGCAGAAGACCCGGGUUUGAAACCUAGUCUGUCAUAUUCACAUUAAUGCCAUGGUUUAGGGCUUUGUUUUUCCAUCAAAGAUUUAGAGAUUACUAUUUACCUAUCCCAAUACUCUGUCGUGUUACUAGCUAUUCUGUUACCCCUCAGCUAUUGGCCUCUCUUAGUCCAGAGCUCUUGGGGUCAUCUAGCGUUUCUGUAACCCGACCUUGGUUUACAGUUAGCUUCCUAUCAGACCAGCGUGACCGUAUAUCUCUGGCGAGUCAGCGAGCUGCGGGCACUCUGUUUUUUAACAGUGGUCAGAUUUCGACCCGUUGACCCAUAUGAUUCCUCUUUCACUGUUACGCCACACAGCAGGCUGUGUGUGUGUGUGUGUGUGUGAGUGUGUGUUCACGGUCACCCUUAAGGUGACUGUGAAUGCUCCCCCAUGACUUUGGGUCACACUGCGCUCUGCUCUGACCGUCAGUGGUCCUUCGAUGGCCCUGACUUAAAUAAGAUCAGUGUGGUUGCCCUCCAAUGACAUAAUAAACUCUCAAAGGAUUGAGUAAAGCCUCUUCUGUCAUGAUAAUGAUAUGUUAUCUAUUCUAAUCCCUUCAUGCCUCUGUCAGAUUAUCAGAUGCCUCUAUUAUGAGGUUACCUAAACAAGUGUGUGCAUGUCUGUGUUCUCUCCAGGUGAUGCAGGACUUACACCAGCAGCAGUUUGUACAGCAGAACCCAGUGUUCCACAGUGCCCCAGCCAUCCUCUUCCAGCCCAGUGACACUGACAAGGUGGGUAGUAGUGCUAUGCUAACGCUACUGUUCUCAUGGAACGUGGUGGCUAGUGCUACGCUACACACUAGCUAUGCUAAAACUUCCUGCUCAUAGAACCACUGAUCAUUCCUCACUGCUAGGCUAGGCUAGCUAACUCGCUUUACCGUACAUGCUUCUGCGUCUGUGUAACCGAGUUGAAUAGGUAAGCUCACUCCUCAGCUUGAAAAAUGUAUGCACGCAUGACUGUAAGUCGCUUUGGAUAAAAGCGUCUGCUAAAUGGCAUAUUAUUAUUAUUAUUAUUAUAAAUGCCUCCACCUGCGCCAUCGAAUUGCUAGCUUUUUGGUGGCAAAGCUGGCUAAGGCAUUGCAAGACAGAGGGCGACAAGAUCAAUCUCAGUAGCGAACUUGUGAGAGAGGAAGCAAAGCUGUUAAACGACACAGUGACGGCUAUUACAUGUGGUGCAUGUGUGUUGGUGAGUGUGUGGAGCUUGUUUGUGUUGCACGCAGCUUUGUCUGUAUUUAUGGUGUGUAUGUGUGUAAGACCGAUGUGUGGGUAGCGCAUGUGUAUGGUGCACAUGUGUGUAUGACGUGCGUGUAUAUGGUGUGCCUGUGCGCCCCAGAGAUCCUGUGCCUUAGGAACCUGUUCUCUGUAGCAACCUGGUCCUCUGUAGCUCAAUUGGUAGAGCAUGGCGCUUGUAACGCCAGGGUAGUGGGUUCGAUCCCCGGGACCACCCAUAUGUAAAAAUAUGCACACAUGACUGUAAGUCGCUUUGGAUAAAAGCGUCUGCUAAAUGGCAUAUUAUUUAUAUUAUUUAUUUAUGUUCUCAGCUGACCCAGUCAGUCGUCUGCCCGCCAGUGCACUCGUCCGCACCCUCCUCCACCCGCUCCCCUCCUCCUCACAUCCGAUCCGCCCCUCCUCUACACUGGACAAAUUGUUAGAAACCUCCAAGGCCUUCGUUGUUGUUUUCGUUGGAAGUCAAACAAGCGCUGGCCUGUUCCUAAAGAAAACAUUUAGUGAUGCAGUUGCCUCCUCCACCUCCCUCAAACCCACCCCCCCUUUCCCCUCCCUGUGCGAGACGACGGAGGGAUCCGGAAAAGAACUGCACUGAAAGAGGGGCCGUAGGGGGGUGGGGGCGUUUUGCAGGAAGGCAGGACCAUGGACGGCGUAGGCAUCUGUGAAAAGGGGGCAUUGUAAGGGGGCCUCGUCAGUGUGCUCACUCCUACCCCCUCCCCCCCUCCCCCACUGCCUGCCUCAGCCUCUAACAGGAACUAGGUGUGGCUCUACUCUCCUUCACUGAUUUAUGGGCCUUACGUACGGUCCACACUGAACAACACUGUUUCUCUUUCUCCCCCUCCCUCCUCUAACGUAACUCGGCGCUCCACCUGUGGUGCUCUUUUUCCCUCUUCAACCUGUAGUUGGAAAAACCUUAUUUUUAGCACAUUCAGUUAAUCUGCCAUUUGGACUGUGUUUAUUCUUAUGUCAAGGCUCAGAGGUUUGAAGUCAGCUCUGUGCACAUGAAGCAUACCAGGGAUCAUCAGUCAUGGGGGUUGACCUAUACACUUCCUGAGGAGAGGUGAGACCAAACCUCCUGGUCCUGUUGUGUGUGUCCAUCAUCCCAACCAGCCAGGGUUGUUCAUUAGUGUGCAAUGGAAAACAUUUGAAAUCAUUUUGUAUCCGGAAACGAGAAUAAGUCUUUCUUAUUAGACAAGUCUAGGGUUAUCCAUCCCUGUUUCAGUACAUUUUCUUCCGUUUGGUGGAUAAUGAACAAAUAGCAUUACAGAACGUUCUGAUAGAAAUGUACUGUAUAGAACAUAUAUGUUUGUCUGUCAUGUAGACUAAAGAACCGUGUCAGCUCUAUUCGUUCCAUUUCUAUUUUGCGAUGUUCAGAACAUAUCACAUUACUGAGUACACCCCAGAAUCCAGUCUGGUCCAGUGUGGCCUGGAAUGAGACUUCAGGCCUUGGAGAGGGGUUUUGGAGAGAAAUAAGCACAGGAUUUUCCCAUAUUAAUCUGGAAUUCCUGUUUUUCUGAUCAUCCUCUAAUCCUAUUUUAUUGGAAUCGACUAACCCCCAAACCAAUAUUCUAAGUUUCACGAUUUUCAGUGUUAUCCUGAUAACAUCCCUGAUUUCGAGACAUUGCCUCUCAUCCCAAAGGGGCGCAUGGAUUGGCUGUUUGUCUCUUGUGAGGUCAUUCAUAGGAAGUAUUUUUUCCUCGGUUGUUUUCCUUUUGACACCAACACAUGGUUUGUUUGGCCGUCUGCCUCAGUAGUGGGAUUCAGUAGUUUUACUACGACACCAGUCUCCCGAGUGGCGCAGUGGUCUAAGGCACUGCAUCGCAGUGCUAGCUGUGCCACUAGAGAUCCUGGUUCGAAUCCAGGCUCUGUCGUAGCCGGCCGCGACCGGGAGACCCAUGGGGCGGUGCACAAUUGGCCCAGCGUCGUCCAGGGUAGGGGAGGGAAUGGCCGGCAGGGAUGUAGCUCAGUUGGUAGAGCAUGGCGUUUGCAACGCCAGGGUUGUGGGUUCGAUUCCCACGGGGGGCCAGUAUGAAUAAAAAUAAUAAUGUAUGCACUCACUAACUGUAAGUCGCUCUGGAUAGGAGCGUCUGCUAAAUGACUAAAAUGUAAAAUGUAAAUGUAUCAGAAAUCUCAUUUAAUAAUAUUUGCCAACAUCCACCCUCAAACGGAUAUCUGCUCCAAAAUCUUUCCGUAAAUAUGGAACAAAAAUAUAAACGCAACAUGCAACAAUUUCAAAGAGUUUACUGGGUAACAGUUCAUAUAAGGAAAUCAGUCAAUUGAAAUAAUGUAAUUAGGCCCUAAUCUAUGGAUUUCACAUGACUGGGAAUACAGAUAUGCAUCUGUUGCUCACAGAUACCUUAAAAAAGGUAGGGGCGUUGAUCAGAAAACCAGUCAGUAUCUGGUGUGACCACCAUUUGCCUCAUGCAGCACGACACAUCUCCUUCGCAUAGAGUUGAUCAGGCUGUUGAUUGUGGCCUGUGGAAUGUUGUCCCACUCCUGUUCAAUGGCUGUGCAAAGAUGCUGGAUAUAUGAGGUGUUGGCGGCGGAUUAAUGGCACGACAAUGGGCCUCAGGAUCAGGUCACGUUAUCUCUGUGCAUUCAAAUUGCCAUCAAUAAAAUGCAAUUGUGUUCGUUGUCCAUAACUUAUGCCUGCCCAUACCAUAACCCCACCGCCACCAUGGGGCACUCUGUUCACAACAUUGACAUCAGCAAACCACUUGCCAACACGACAACAUACACGCUGUCUGCCAUCUGCACGGUACAGUUAAAACCGGGAUUCAUCCGUGAAGAGCACACUUCUCCAGCAUGCCAGUGGCCAUCGAAGGUGAGCAUUUGCCUACUGAAGUCGGUUAAGACGACGAACUGCAGUCAGGUCAAGACCCUUGUGAGGACGACGAGCACGCAGAUGAACUUCCCUGAGACGGUUUCUGACAGUUUGUGCAGAACUUAUUCGGUUUUGCAAACCCAUAAUUUCAUCAACUGUACGGGUGGCUGGUCUCAGACGAUCCUGCAGGUGAAGAAGCCGGAUGUGGAGGUCCUGGGCUGGCGUGGUUACAAGUGCUCUGCAGUUGUGAGGCCGGUUGGACGGUCUGCCAAAUUCUCUAAAUGACGUUGGAGACGGCUUAUAGUAGAGAAAUGAACAUUAAUUUAUCUGACAACAGCUCUGGUGGACAUUCCUGCAGUCAGCAUACCAAUUGAACGCUCCCUCAAAAGUUGAGACAUCUGUGGCAUUGUGUUGUGUGACUAAACUGCAAAUUUUUAAGUGCCCUUAUAUUGUCCCCAGCACAAGGUGCACGUGUAAUGAUCAUGCUGUUUAAUCAGCUUCUUGAUGUGCCACACCUUUCAGGUGGAUGGAUUGUUUUGGCAAAGGAGAAAUGCUCACUAACAGGGAUGUAAACAAAUGUGUGCACAACAUAUUAGAGAAAUAAGCGUAUAGAACAUUUCUGGUGUCUUUUUAUUUCAGCUCAUGAAACAUGGACCAACACUUUACAUGUUGCGUUUUUAUAUUUUUGUUCUGUAUAUUUUUGACCUAUUGCGAUACACGCACAGACAGAGACACACAAACACGAUGUUUAGCUGAAUAUUAUCAGACUAUUAAACGCUGUCUUUCUCUCUACCCCAUCCAUCAUCCCUGGUCACUAGGUGGGGCAGCUGCAGAAGGAGAGUGGCACAGCGGAGGAGCACAGUCUGGAUAAGGAGGCACGGAAGUGGGCGACUCGAGUGGCACGAGAACACAAGAGCAUCAUCCACAGCCAGCGGGUGAGAGGAAGGAAGGGAAAGGGUAGGAAAGGAAGAGGGAGGGGAUAGUUCUAUCUAUUCUAGCGAUGUAACGAUUCAGAGAUAUGCAUCUGUCCCCGAUUUAAAAAAAGAUAUAUAUAUAUAUAUAUAUAAUAAAGAUACGAUUGCAUCGGUCCGCGACUCCCAACAGAUCCAAAUGUAGCAUGCAUCAGUCAGAAAAACCAUUCAAACAUUAGGAAUCGAUGAUUCACAUUGUUUUUUGCUCAUAUUACUUUCGAAAGUGCCUCAUAUUUUGUGACAAAGAAUGCGUCCUCUCCUUCAGUGUUGAACUAAGCAUGUAACUGUGUUGACAGUCAUUGAUCUCUACAAGGUAUUUUGUAUGCUGAACAACACCGGGGAAUAUCAGUAGCCUAGUCAAACUGCGCACUGUGAUCAGCUUCGCACGCUGACCAAUGCGAGGUAGGCAGCCUGUUCCUGGUUCCUGGAUAUGCUUGAGUAAAAGUAAAGAUACCUUAAUAGAAAAUAACUCAAGUAAAAGUGAAAGUCACCCAGUAAAAUACUACUUGAGUAAAAGUCUAAAAGUAUUUGGUUUAAAAUAUACUUAAGUAUCAAGUUAAAGUGUAAAUCAUUUCAAAUUCCUUAUAUUAAGCAAACCAGAUGGCACCAUUUAUUUUUAUUUUUUAUUUACAGACAGCCAGGGGCACACUCCAACACUCAGACAUAAUUUACAAACGAAGCAUGUGUGUUUAGUGAGUCCGCCAGAUCAGAGGAAGUGGGGAUGACCAGGGAUGUUCUCUUGAUAAGUGCGUGAAUUGGACCAUUUUCCUGUCCUGCUAAGCAUUAAAAAUGUAACGAGUACUUUUGGGUGUCAGCGAAAAUGUAUGGAGUAAAAAGUACAUUAUUUUCUUUAGGAAUGUAGUGAAGUAAAAGUAAAGGUUGUCAUAAAUAUUAAUAUUAAAGCUAAGUACAGAUACAAAAAAACACAUUUAAGUAGUACUUUAAAGUAUUUUUACUUAAGUACUUUACACCACUGUACAGGGUAAAGUUUAUAAUUUCAUAACGAGGACAUAAAUCACUUUGCGAGGCGUACUGCAUGGCCAAAGCAGGAGGAGAAAAGAAGCUCACUAAAAACUUCAAAACGGUCAAAACCAUUCGAUUUUGAGAUGGAGGUUAAAUCCAAAAUGGUGCUAUAUAUUCAUUGGCUAUGUCAUAGCUAAUUUGUAAACAAUAAAUAUAUAUUACUAGCUCAAACACUUAAUCUGCAAAAAUGACAAGUUAAUUAGUGGGUGAUGGACAUUUUCAGAACCGAAGUGGGGGGGACAAAAAUAUAGGUAGUGGGGUGAUAGAUGCCUAGUCUCACUUAUGGCACAGAUCAGGUGCCUACAGUAAAUACACCAUAGACAUACAUAAUUUACGCACACACACACACACACACACACACUCACAGAUCCAGCUCAGAGAGGCCCAGGUCAUGAGCUCCAUCAACAAUCCCCAUAGGGCGCUGGUGAAAAGUAGUGUACUAUAUAGGGAAUAGGGUGCCAUUUCAGACACAGCCAUUGAGAUUGGUUUGUUCUCUACAUGUUAUCUGUGACCUUUUAGGCCCUGGAGGACUAUAGGACACAGCAGGGGCCAUCGGAGCAGAACCGCAGCGAGCUGGAGCUGAAGAUGGAGGAGGCCAGGGAGAACCUGCGGAGAGCAGAGGUAAACUUGUGUGUGUGUGUGGCGAUGGUGAGUAGGACUCACGCUGUCAUGAUAAGGUAACCCUGCCUGUGACUUAAAAUCUGCCAAAAAGGGAAUGUUUAAGACGUUGGUGUCUCGAGCCAGAGACCGGAGUUCAGAUCCCACCAGUUACAUGCUUGUGUGUGUGAUCCCUAACUGAGGUUGGUAUAUCAGUGGGCCAGUAGGUUGUCUCACUUCAGCCUCUCUUGCCUCUGAUUCCCCCUGCUGGUUGAUGAGGCAGACUACAUCCAACAUGUAGUUCUGAUGGAGCUUCUUAUGAGAGCAUAUUAUAACAUGAUGACUGACAGUUUUUCCAGAAGUCCCAGUGGAAAGAUUGCUGGAAUUAGGAGGGAAUAAGCAAGAAAUUCGUAAUAUGACAAACAUGACAAAACAUAUGAUGAUGUUAUUAACUCCAGACGGUGAAGCUGAAGGCAGAGGCUCGCCUGGCCCUGCUGAGAGAGGCAGGCGUCACUGUGGAGACGUGGCUGAAGAGCGCCAUGAACCAGGUGAUGGAGGAGCUGGAGAACGAGCGGUGGGCUAACCUGAACACCCAUGAUCCGUCACUCUCCGUGAGUCAUAAAACACAUUGAAAGACGAGACAAAAAUGCAAAUUUUCUCACAUCUUUGUGCAUACACAUCAACAUUUUCCAUUUUGUCCCCUGUACCUGCCUACUGAAAUUUCUCGGGCUCAGGUAAAUCACAUGAUAAGGAAACUGGGGUGUUUCUUUAAAGCACUGUUUCUCAACCUUAAAGGAAAGGUUCACCCGUUUUUUAUGUUAUAUUGUUUUUGUGCAUCUCUGAGUGAUGUUCUAUCGAUUCCCUGGGUCAUUUCAUGUUUUCAUGUGUGUCUGAGUUAUUGGCGUUCAAGCAGGCAGAAAUCUGGCCGGUAUGACGUAGAACUGUGACGUAGUCGCUCUCACUACACUGGACGUUAAUAGGAAUACGACUUUUAAAUCGCGAAAACGUCUAUCAUACAUGUCAGAUUUCAAUACUGGCCAAUGUCAUAACUCCGGGAGGAUGUAUUCUCUCGAAUGAGCCAUUGAUCAUAUAUAUAUAUAUAUAUUAUUUUUUUUUCUCGAUAUUACUACCUCGAGAAAUGUGUAAUUUAACGGAGGGUCUAGUACAUUUUGCCUAUUUGUCCGCUUCAUUAGUCCAGGGUUCACUGCAUGGUGCCGUUGCCAGAGAUAUUAUAGAAAGGAGAUAGGAAUCCAAUGAAUGAAGGAACGUAAAACGCCCCACCCAGCCGACUGUCGACCAAUCGCGUUCACGUUGUUGCGUACGCGGUUGCUAAGCUAAUCAUCAUGCAAUCCCUUCUCAAAGUCAGUGUAUAUGUUGAGAAACGUGGCUAUUUUUCUCAAGUAAGUAAUGUCACGAUUCCAAAGCUAUAUGAUAUGACAGAUAGCAAGUUAAUUAUCUCACAUCUCGGAAAAUAUUUUCAAUGUUGUACUUCUUGUUGACAAAAUUCGUGCUAAUGUUGGGUUUUUGAGCUAGCGCCCAAUAUACUCCCAUUCACUCCUUGAAGGAGAGCUCUCCUUGUCCUAGAAUCGGCCAGAAUGCACCUCGCUGCCCAUCGAUGUAGCAUGGGCAACGUUUCCAAUCUCCUCAAAAGUAUAUUUGCCGUUGUGAAUGUUGGACUCCGCUCUGUGAGGCACAUCGAUCUGCAGGUUGAACAUGGUUGUAGACUCCUAAAUUGAUAGUGCAGUUCUAGGCGAUUUUACCACUAACUAGCUACUUUACAUGCUGAUAUUGUCUUUGGAAUUAUUGUGUUUAGCUACGUUUGCUAGCUACGUAGCUAGCCAGCCAAUAGAGAGAACAUUGCAUUUUGGAUUUUGUAGUCGACUUGAGCUGCAACAGAUUUCCACAACGAUUUUCCAUGUUGCUACCAACCUUAUUAUAACGGCAAAAUGAAACAUUUGUUGACAAAAAAUAUUGUUCUCACAUAUUAGUGUUAUUUUACACUGUAAAUUACAGGGGGAAAAAGAGGACUGAGCACGCCCCCAUUCUCAUCGACGGGGCUGUAGUGGAACAGGUUGAGAGCUUCAAGUUCCUUGGUGUCCACAUCACCAACGAACUAUCAUUACAUUUUUACAUUUUACAUAUUUAGCAGACGCUCUUAUCCAGAGCGACUUACAGUUAGUGAAUACAUAUUUUUGUAUUUUUUUUGUAAUACUGGCCCCCCAUGGGAAUCGAACCCACAACCCUGGCGUUGCAAACGCCAUGCUCUAUCAACUGAGCUACAUCCCUGCCGGCCAUUCCCUCCCCUACCCUGGACGACGCUGGGCCAAUUGUGCGUCGCCCAUGAGUCUCCCGGUCGCGGCCGGCUGCGACAGAGCCUGGAUUCGAACCAGGAUCUCUAGUGGCACAGUUAGCACUGCGAUGCGGUGCCUUAGACCACUGCGCCACUCAGGAGAUCCAAACACACCAUGGUCCAAACACACCAAGACAGUCGUGUAGAGGGCACGACAAAGCCUAUUCCCCUCAGGAGACUGAAAAGAUUUGGCAUGGGUCCUCAGAUCCUCAAAAAGUUAUACAGCUGCACCAUCGAGAGCAUCCUGACUGGUUGCAUCAUCGCCUGGUAUGGCAACUGCUCGGCCUCCGACCGCAAGGCACUACAGAGGGUAGUGCGUAUGGCCCAGUACAUCACUGGGGCCAAGCUUCCUGCCAUCCAGGACUUCUAUACCAGGCGGUGUCAGAGGAAGGCCCUCAAAAUUGUCAAAGCCUCCAGCCACCCUCGUCAUAGACUGUUCUCUCUGCUACCGCACGGCAAGCGGUACCGGAGCGCCAAGUCUGGGUCCAAAAGGCUUCUCAACAGCUUCUACCCCCAAGCCAUAAGACUCCUGAACAGCUAAUCAUGGCUACCCAGACUAUUUGCACUGCCCCCCCUCCCCCAACCCCUAUUUUACGCUGCUGCUACUUUGUUUAUUAUUUAUGCAUAGUCUUUAACUCUACCCACAUGUACAUAUGACCUCAAUUACCUCGACUAGCCGGUGCCCCCGCACAUUGACUCUGCACCGGUACCCCCCUGUAUAUAGCCUCCCUACUGUUAUUUUAUUUUAAUGCUGCUCUUUAGUUAUUAGCUUUUAUUUUUUAACUUAACACUAUUAUAUAUAUUUUUUUUUCUUAAUUAAAAAAAAUUCAUUGUUGGUUAAGGGCUUGUAAGUAAGCAUUUCACUGUAAUGUCUACACCUGUUGUAUUCGGCACAUGUGGCAAAUAACAUUUGAUUUGAUUUGGAAUUAGUGGUUUUGGGUGGAUUUUUCCUUUAAGGAGUGUGUUGUGUUUGAGAUUGACUAGCCUUGUGAAACCAGACUGACCGCUGACUGCAUGUGAGCUUGAGAUCAGGCUGGUUUAACAAGGCUACUGAUUUUGCAGUUAGAUUGCGCAGAAUCACUGAUUUACAAAUCACCUUGCAUCCCAAAUAACUUCUCACUCUGUGAUCAAAAGUAUCGAUUCUGUGGUUUGCCUUGCUCCAAGUGAUCCCAUCCAACCUGCCGUGUGUGUGUCUUUAGGGUACAGCUGACCUGGAGAGAGAGGAGGAGGAUGAGGAGCUGGAGGAUAGUGGAGAGGUGUUGGACGACAGCAGCUCCAGCCCCUCCUGUACCCUCAGGAACUACCCCCUCAACUGCAAAGUGCUCUACUCAUACAAGGUAUACACACACACACGCACACAGUGUAGUCCUAUUCUCACCUUUGAGCUUGCAAUCAACCCAGCGCCUUGGAUGCGAUGCAAUAUGGUACCGUACCUCGUACCAUAUAAGUCCUUUUGAGCACUUCAGCACGCAUUAUAAUAUUCAAAUUCAGACUUCACAAAUACAGCUCCAACAUACAAUAUGGACGACAAUAUCUUAACUGGGGCAGUCUAGCAGUAAUGAAACAUGACCUCCUUCCUCUCCCAGGCGUCUCAGCCAGAUGAGCUGACCAUCGAGGAACAGGAGGUGCUGGAGGUUAUCGAUGAUGGGGACAUGGAGGACUGGGUCAAGGUACAGAGUGCUUUCCAAAAGUGGCACUACUUCACUGUUUGCGUUUAAACUCGAAUAAAGCAAGUGGUACUCUAAAGUCAUCAUAUGCCUACACACCAGGGGUUGUGUUCAAUAGGGAUAUAUUUUUUUUUUUAUGGAGUGAAAUGGGGAGGUUUUAGUUUUGUUGUCCAUUGCAAAACAUUUUACUGUGGUGUGCCCUACUAUCACUGACUGGUAACCCUGUGUGUGUGUUCCAACAUUGUCUCUAGGCCAGGAACCGGAUGGGCCAGGUGGGCUACGUCCCGGAGAAGUACCUGCAGCUGCCCUCGUCCAACAGCCUACUGAGCAUGCUCCAGUCUCUGGCCGCACUGGACGCCCGCUCCCACUCCUCCAGCAACUCCACCGAGCCCGAGCUGCUCGAGUCAGAGCUGCCCACGCCGGGCACACCCAGCAUCAACGGCGACUCCAGCAGUGGUGAGAGACACAGCGAAUUUGGGUGAAACUAUCAGAGUGGCAUGACUCAACAUUCUCACAGGGGUGAAUCCUGAACUUCACUUAAAUCAGAUUUUCACUUAGUCAUGCAUUGAUGUCAAUGGGAGAUGAGAGGAAACUGGACUUAAGUAAAAGUUAGGAUUCGCACCACACAGAAUAAACACGUAUACAUAUGUAAUACAGGCAAUGUCAUUGAGAUCAUUCAGAUGUGUUGUGACAUUUUUUUUCCUCCCUGUCUUUCCAUUUCGAUCUCUUACUCCGUGCUUUUACUAUCUUUCCACUCCCCUUUUCACCCCAUCUCUCUCCCCCCUCUCCCUCCCUCAGUGUGCUUUGCCAAGGCCCUGUACGACUACGCGGGCCAGACGGACGAGGAGCUCUCGUUCCCCGAGGGUGCCAUCAUCCGCGUGCUGAGCCGCGAAACCCACGAGGACGACGGCUUCUGGGAGGGCGAGUUUAACGGCGCCGUGGGCGUCUUCCCCGCCGUGCUGGUGGAGGACCUGCUGGCGGUGGGCGGCGCCAGUGCAGACGGCGAGAAUGGCGACAGCCUGGGAGAGGCCAGCAGCAGCGCGCAGGUACACACACAUAUGCACCCACCCUAGGAGCUGUUUACACACGUGAAUGAAUGAAUGGACACUUAAAACCGGUUUAAACCUUAUCCUGUAAAACAUACUUUCCAUGGAGAUUUUCUGUUGAGAAUGAUUUUUUAAAUCCAGGACCAAGCUUAAUCUUGGUGCGGGAAACCGGCCUUUAGAUGCACACUCUACAAUCACAAAAUGCAUGCCGAAGUUCUCGCUCACGAUAUACAGGUAAAAGUCAGUAAAUUAGAAUAUUUUGAAAAACUUGAUUUAUUUCAGUAAUUGCAUUCAAAAGGUGUAACUUGUACAUUAUAUUUAUUCAUUGCACACAGACUGAUGCAUUCAAAUGUUUAUUUCAUUUAAUUUUGAUGAUUUGAAGUGGCAACAAAUGAAAAUCCUAAAUUCCGUGUGUCACAAAAUUAGAAUAUUGUGUAAGGGUUACAUUUUGAAGACACCUGGUGCCACAAAAUAAUCAGCUGAUUAACUCAAAACACCUGCAAAGGGCUUUAAAUGGUCUCUCAGUCCAGUUCUGAAGCCUACACAAACAUGGGGAAGACUUCAGAUUUGACAGCUGUCCAAAAGGCGACCAUCGACACAUUGCACAAGGAGGGAAAGACACAAAAGGUUAUUGCAGAAGAGGCUGGCUGUUCUCAGAGCUCUGUGUCCAAACACAUUAAUAGAGAGGCAAAGGGAAGGAAAAACUGUGGUCAGAAAAAGUGUACAAGCGAUAGGGAUCACCGCGCCCUAGUCAAGAUUGUGAAAAAAAAACCAUUCAAAAAUGUGGGGGAGAUUCACAAGGAGUGGACAGCUGCUGGAGUCAGGGCUUCAAGAUCCACCACCAAGAGACGCUUGAAAGACAUGGGUUUCAACUGCCGCAUACCUCGUGUCAAGCCACUGUUGACCAAGAAACAGCGCGAAAAGCGUCUCACCUGGGCUAAGGAAAAAAAGAGCUGGACUGCUGCUGAGUGGUCUAAAGUCAUGUUUUCUGACGAAAGCAAAUUUUGCAUUUCCUUUGGAAAUCGAGGUCCCAGAGUCUGGAGGAAGACAGGAGAGGCACAGGAUCCACGUUGCCUGAAGUCUAGUGUAAAGUUUCCACCAUCAGUGAUGGUUUGGGGUGCCAUGUCAUCUGCUGGUGUCGGUCCACUCUGUUUCCUGAGAUCAAGGGUCAACGCAGCCGUCUACCAGCAAGUUUUAGAGCACUUCAUGCUUCCUGCUGCUGACCUGCUCUAUGGAGAUGGAGAUUUCAGGUUCCAACAGGACUUGGCGCCUGCACACAGCGCAAAAUCUACCCGUGCCUGGUUUACGGACCAUGGUAUUUCUGUUCUAAAUUGGCCAGCCAACUCCCCUGACCUUAGCCCCAUAGAAAAUCUGUGGGGUAUUGUGAAAAGGAAGAUGCAGAAUGCCAGACCCAACAACGCAGAAGAGUUGAAGGCCACUAUCAGAGCAACCUGGGCUCUCAUAAACACCUGAGCAGUGCCAGAAACUCAUCGACUCCAUGCCACGCCGCAUUAAUGCAGUAAUUGAGGCAAAAGGAGCUCCAACCAAGUAUUGAGUAUUGUACAUGCUCAUAUUUUUCAUUUUCAUACUUUUCAGUUGGCCAACAUUUCUAAAAAAUCCCUUUUUUGUAUUAGCCUUAAGUAAUAUUCUAAUUUUGUGGCACACGGAAUUUUGGAUUUUCAUUUGUUGCCACUUCAAAUCAUCAAAAUUAAAUGAAAUAAACAUUUGAAUGCAUCAGUCUGUGUGCAAUGAAUAAAUAUAAUGUACAAGUUACACCUUUUGAAUGCAAUUACUGAAAUAAAUCAAGUUUUUCAAAAUAUUCUAAUUUACUGACUUUUACCUGUACAUCCUCAUCCAAAUAAUAGUAAUCAAUAUAUUACUGUUUUAUUUCAUUCUGUGGUGAACAUUGUCUUUCAGGUGUCCCCCUCUCCUCUUUCUGAGUGCUCCCCACGGAGCCUCUUUCAGAUGGGCCCGUUCCACAGCAGCCCCCUCCAGACCCCCACUCUGCCCUCACUCCAGUCCAGCCCCUCCAGUGCCAACGCCUCCCCCAUAUCUCGCCCACCCUCCUACAUCAACGGCCACCAUAGGCCACCGCCUGCACCACUCAAAAGCCCCUUGCAGAGUAAGAACCACUCCUCAAAGGCUGACUAUUUAUUACUUGGCUUUCGAAAUGUUAUCGCAUUGAACAUAAUUCAUUGCCUGGUCCCAAAUCUGUUUUGUGCUGUAUAAUAGUCUGUGGCAUGACAGCAAAACCAGAUCUGUUGGCAAGACUGCAAAACCAGAUCUGGGACCAGGCUACGUUAUUUAUCAUAUUAAAUGCAUACAAAAUAGUUCAUGUAUAAAAGUAGUAAUAAACAACAGCAUGGAUUUUAAAAAUCCUAAUUCUGAGAGACAUAUCUGGGUUGUGUUCGUUAGAGCACAAUGUCACGAUCCUGUAGUGCUUUCUUGUGGUUUCUAAGCCAAGACGUGGUGCUGAUGAUUCUGUCUGCCUUCCUCACCCUCAGGUCCUUCCCAGAGCUCCACCCAGCCCCCCAGGUACCCAGCAGAUUGUGGUGCGGGGGGCACCAUUCGACCUGUAAGUCACCACAUAAACAUACACAUGCUUCUGUAAGCUAAUGAAAAGCAUCAUAAAUACUGUAUGGAUACUGACCCUUGUCCUGUUUGAUAAGACACACUUGUUGUAUUUUGUCGAGGCUCCACUUGGAGCUCAAAGAAAUAACUAGUUCUAUGUUGUGGACAGGUCCGUGCUGCUCCGCCGCCCCCCAAGCCGCAGCAGCCUCGCGGCCAGGUGAAGAGAAGGGAGGAGGUGGAGAUCACGCUGGUGUAACGGCGCUGCCUUGGUGGCGGUGGCUGCUUCCCACAACCAUACCAGAUCAGAACGGACCUGGUGGAUCCAGGUUCCCCGACCGACUGACCCCCCUCUUCCAGGGAGGGACAACGGGCUCCAGAGCCCCUGAACCAGCCUCCCCAGCCAGGGAAUAUCCCCACUCCCCACUGGAGAGGCUCCAUGAGGGGGCCUGA
Coregonus sp. 'balchen' is the source of this 28596-nucleotide messenger RNA. Lineage: Eukaryota; Metazoa; Chordata; Actinopteri; Salmoniformes; Salmonidae. The record is from the annotation of a GenBank genome assembly.